Condylostylus longicornis is the source of this 1164-nucleotide messenger RNA. RefSeq lists its product as uncharacterized. Bases 1 to 1164 code for a protein of 387 amino acids. The transcript has 2 exons. NCBI's taxonomy places the organism in Eukaryota, Metazoa, Arthropoda, Insecta, Diptera, Dolichopodidae. The record is from RefSeq and is a predicted model, not a curated record. Gene Ontology annotation, molecular function: trehalose-phosphatase activity. Gene Ontology annotation, biological process: trehalose biosynthetic process.
AUGACCUCUAUAUCGUCAAGGCAUCGCCCCGCCCCUUUCCUCAAAUUCGCUGACUGUGCUCCUUCCUGGACUCUCCAACACCACAAUGAUGAAAUUGUCGAUGAAUCCAAAACUUACAAAACUCAGCAGGCUUCCCGCUACUCUAGCGACGGCCUCUCUUGUCCAAGAAGAGGAAGCCUCCUCGACGAUUCAACUUCUGAUGAACUUGCUGCAAGUCAACUCCACCCACCAGAUCGCUUCACCCAAGAGGUCCGAUUGCUUCCUCAUUACGAAAGGCGAAAACAUCAGGUUCUCGCAGAUUUAAGAGGCAAAAGAAUUUUCAUGUUUCUGGAUUAUGAUGGAACGCUCACUCCUAUCAUCUCAAAUCCUGCAGAGGCAAUUCUGUCUGAGAGAAUCAGGAAGAUUCUUUACGGUCUUGCCCACUCCGAUCAGGUCACGGUUGGGGUUGUCACGGGACGCGCGCUUCGGUCCAUUAAGGGCUUCAUUCAAAUAACCGCAACAGAGAAGUUGAAGUUUCUCUAUGCAGCAAGCCAUGGAUUUCAUAUUGAAGCGGCUGGACAGCAACUCCAUCAUAAAGUGGGUGCUCGCUUCAUUCCAGCUCUCAGAGAAGCAGCAUUAGAGAUUUCAGAGGUGUUGGGUUAUAUUCCUGGAGUAGCACUCGAAGACAACGAAUUUGCAGUUUCAGUUCAUUACAGGUGGGAGAUCAAUACUGCUUGUGUUGUGGCUAGAUGGUUGUGCUUCAGAAAUGUUCCCCCCGAAUAUUGCGCUGAAAUCGAGAAUCACAUUGACACGAUUCUUGCUCGGUAUCCAACGUUGAGAAAAACGAAGGGCAAAAUGGUUUUUGAGCUUAGAAUUAAUCUUUCGUGGGAUAAAGGACGUGCUGUAAUGUGGUGUUUACAAGCAAUGCAGGUCGACAUGAAAGACCCCGACGUGCGGCUAAUCUACAUCGGGGAUGAUCUAACUGAUGAAGAUGCGUUUACAGUGAUUCGUUGUCAAGAUAGUGACAAGCAUCUCGGGAUUCUCGUCUCGGACAACGACGUCAAAACUCAAUCUGUCAGCAACUCCCGCCAAACUGCUGCCUCAUUCUUUGUCAAGGAUACAGAUGAGGUAGCAAAUUUCCUCGAAGAUGUUUUUCACUUAACGUCUGAUAAAUCACACGAAUAA